AAAACUUUGUGGGUUUUCUUUUUUUUUCCCUCCACAGAAACCAUCUCCAAAAGUCUGUGGUUCAUCAGGUUUUAGGGCAGGUGUCAGCUGCAGGAGAGGAGAGCAGCGGGGAGCUCCAGCACAUGGACCUGAAAUGGAGAGGUUCAAACAAAUCAGAGUGUAAAAAGGCUCCAAAAUAUCGCUCCAUCCUCUCCACCUGCACCAUUUUGUCGGCGCAAACCGGAGGUCAACCCCUCAAAGGGUCUUGGGAUCCGUCCAGCCAGAUCGAGGGUAAUCACGAUUACAAUUCGGGAAACAACACGUCGUCUCCUCCGUCCAACAACAACAACAAAACUGGCGUGUCGAGGACGCAUGUGACUGACGAUGGAAACAACCUGGGUCGGCAUCUGACCUCAACAGAGAAGCUGAGGUUCAGCGUAAGAGACAGUGCCUCAGAUUCAGGAAACUCAGUGACCAGCUACACUUCCUUAUGCAAACCCUACAGAGAGGACAGUUCAUCUGGAGGCUUUUUUAAUGGGAAUGAACGGAGGUACAGUUUGUAAUGACAGACUUUAGGUCCUGAAAAAAAUUGCACAUUUUUUAAGGUAUAUCGACAAAAAAGGAAAAUUCUAGGGAUGUCCGGUAAUAUCAGGCAACCAAUAUUAUCGAAACAAUUUUAGUGCAAUUAUGUAAUAUCUGUAAGAAUCGUUAUAGUUUUUUCCACCGAUAAUGAAAACCCGAUAACGCAAUUCCUGGGUUUCGCCAAAUGAUGUGUGCCCUAAGAAAAGUUUUGGGGAAAAACGGCUGUAUAUAAAAGUGAAAGUGACUUGAUGGCAGCAUUGCACAGAAAAAUCAAUUUUCACAGAUUUGUCAUGUUCAUAUUUACCUAAAACCAGAGAAGAUUAUAAUUAGCGACCUUCCAAAAAUGUGAUGUUUUUGUCCUUAAGUCUUACUUUGCCUCGAAAGAUUAUUGUAUA
Molecule: messenger RNA, 956 nt
Organism: Cynoglossus semilaevis (tongue sole)
Lineage: Eukaryota; Metazoa; Chordata; Actinopteri; Pleuronectiformes; Cynoglossidae
Product: serine/arginine repetitive matrix protein 4-like
Exons: 2
Coding region: 123-542 (139 amino acids)
Source: RefSeq, a predicted model, not a curated record